Messenger RNA from Arctia plantaginis, 3156 nucleotides. The record is from the annotation of a GenBank genome assembly. Lineage: Eukaryota; Metazoa; Arthropoda; Insecta; Lepidoptera; Erebidae.
AUGGUUGUACAGGUAUUACGCAGGCCGGAUUUUAUGCGUGUGAUAGCUGAACAUCCUAAUAUGCGUGAUCUGAUCCGUAAAAAGAUACAGACGAGACUUAUGAAAACAAGGAGAAGACAGGAGGCGAUAGAGCGGUACGAUAAAGGCGAUUCGAGGCUAAUUCGUACGCGCUAUCGCCCCAUGAAAGUACUCAAAGAUAAUUUGGCGGGAGUAGAGGAUGAGGACCCUACUUUUGUGGAUGACUCUCAUAUGUAUUAUAGAGAUGAGAAUAACGAACGGAAACCAAAGUUUACAACUGAAUACUUGGAGUUGUACCAUUUGUCGAGUAAUGUUACUACUAUCGAAAUGCCCAGCAUUUGCUUAAGGUCCAACUUUCCCUGGAUUCUAUUGCCUGACACUGAUUUAACUCGUGCUUUAGAAGUAGCGCAUUUUUUGAUCGUUCUAUAUGUGUGUAUUAUGUCACCGUACAGUGCUCUACAAAGCCAGCAGUCGAAUGUUGAGAAGGUGCUCACAUCUAUUGUUUUCGCAGGGUUGCUCUUUAACAUAUAUAUACAACUUACGACUGCUAUAGUCAUAAAGAAUAUUAGAAAAGAAACUAUAAAGGACAUAGCCGAAGUAAAAAUGGCAACCAUUGGUUUCUACCUCGAUAUAAUAUCAGUAUUCCCCGUGUACAUUUUUACGGAUACUCUGGACCCUGAAGGAGAAACGGUUGCUGGUCAAAUAGCUAAGUUAUUCCCAAUAUUGCAAGUAUGGCAUUUGUGGGAUUAUGUUGAUAAAUGGGCAAAAAAUUUCUAUAGUCCUGUUAAGAACUCCUGGAUGUCCUUGUUAAUAUUUUGGGAAACAAAGGUAUACAUGAUGAAUGAGGCAAAACACGAAAAACCUAUUAAGACAGCGUUUGGUUUCGGUACUGCCGUAUUUACCGGUACUGGCUCUUCAGACAUAGCCCCUGGUUCAAAUGACAUUUUAUUAGUUAUUUUUUUAUUUGUAAGCGGCUCGUACAUGGGCGCCUUCUAUACAGCCAGGGUCUGUUGCAACUACUUACUAUCAACACGAAGAAGAUUAAAGUUUAAGGUAUGCAAUCGCGACUUUCUGCAGACAGUAGCAAGUAAUACAAGGAAAAUAGUGCUGCCUGACGACGAGGUUGUACAACAUGCAGCUGACAUUGGACGAGACAUGUACAUACUGAAAAGUGUUUUAGAUGACCCAGAACUAAAAGAACGGUCUGCGCCGUAUGAAGAAGCAAAGCCUUUAAGUGGCAAAUUAGAUGUGAAAACCAACAGAAUUGCGCAAGAGAUAAAGGAAAGUUUCUAUGUGUUUUCGACUCGAGAAGAAAGAAUUCAGUACAUGAAAACAUUCGACAGGUUGGGCGUGCUCAGAAUGUGUUCUCACGUGAGUGAUAUCUCGUUUGUAUGCAGACACCUGAGAUACAUCUUCGUGCCAGUUUGCAUCACUCCCCACGGCAUAUUCCUCAAAUUGUGGUGUGCUCUGCGCUUUCUUCUAGCCGUGUUUUACAUAAUCGCCGUGCCGUAUGACAUUGCAACGAAGCAACACAAAUAUAUGGGCACAUUCAAGUGGAUCGAUACAGUAUCUUACAUAGACAUAAUAGUGAUGGCCUAUGUUGCUUACUACAACGAAAAAUCUUUACUGAUUACACACCCCUUACUUACUGUGACGCGGUAUUUAAAACACGGCUUUCUAUGGGAUAUUCUAAGUGUGUUUCCAUUUGAACAGUUGGUAACUCGAAUAACAGGUGCCUUUUCAUACUGGGAGAGUGAUAUAAUGCGCGUGAAUCCAUUAGUAGUCCUUGUGAAGUGCUUACCAAUAGCUGUCACUAUAAUAAAUCUUGCUACGGCCUUUAUCUUUGGUAACGCCUGUGAGUCGUACUUGCCACCACACUCACCGUAUAUACUUGUCAACUGCUCUAGUGUUAUGAUACUGAAUGACAAUAAAGAUCAAAUAAAAUGACUAGGUUGUAAUCCAGUCGGCAUGUACAACAUAGUGGACAUGUGGGUAGUGAUGUGUCUGCAGAUCACGGGUUUUCUAUACUUUGCUUUCAUGUUCGGCUACGUCGCAUCUGCAAGGUCUGCAUCUGCGUGUGCACUGUUGGAACACAAUGAAAAAACAAAGGAUCUGGCGAACUUUCUAUACCAGGAGAAUGUAGAUCCUGUACUUACGGCAAAAACAUUGAAAUAUUUCGAAUAUGUAUGGAAGAGAACUAACGGUAGCAAUCCUCAGCAACCAAUUUCAUGUUCGGAAGUAACAAUUUACGCCAGUCGAAGUCUAGAUGUGCUAGUUUUACCGAGCUUGACUUUUUUCAACCUAAUCAAAUAUUACUCCAAAAUUCAGGAACCCUUAACGAAGGCAUUCGAAACUUCUAGAGACUACAUUCUGCCGAUAACAAUGGAAAUAAAUGACGAUACCUCGUCAGAUGAGGGAUCAUGCGACGAAUUGAUAUCGUAUGAGUCAGGAAGCACGUUUAGGAGUGACUCGAGUAAAGCUGAUGUAUCAGGUUGUGAUGACUAUAAUUAUGGUGGUGCUGAUGAUUCAUACUUUUACGUGUAUUUGGCUUCUCGCAAUGAUCGAGCAACGCCUCAUCGUCAAUGGGACUAUGUUACUUCAUUUUACGUUGUCGUCGCUCAACUUACAACAACUGGGACAGACGAGUUUCUCAUUGACGACAUUCUACCAAUGGCAAUUUUGGGUAUCACUCUCGUGUGUGGCCGAAUGUUGGCAGCCAUAGUCGUCGCUACUUCUAUACAGCUGGCAUAUGCUACUAAGUAUGCACUUACAGCCUACGAAAAAGUUACGAAGGACCUCAUUUACACGUUGAAGAAUCAAGGAUUGUCUAGGAACUACAUCGUAAUGGCUGGUGACAGUGAAGCCAGAAUGUACUGGGUUGCUUCAGGCUCAGUUUCAGUCGUUUCAAUCCGAGCCGAUUUCACCGAGAUCAUUCACGAGACACUUAGUCCCGGGGAUGUGUUUGGCAUACUGCAAGGAAUGCAUAGAGGCAUCGCGCACAGUUUUUCUUAUAGAGCAGAUACCAAGGCAACUAUCCUGUCACUUAGUUUGGAUGCCUGGAUCAAUAUGUUGCCGUUUUUCCCUGAAGCAAGAAGCAUUAUUAGCGAUAGAUCUGAAGUGCUUUUUACACAGAUAUAG